Molecule: messenger RNA, 792 nt
Organism: Argentina anserina (silverweed cinquefoil)
Lineage: Eukaryota; Viridiplantae; Streptophyta; Magnoliopsida; Rosales; Rosaceae
Exons: 2
Coding region: 64-660 (198 amino acids)
Source: RefSeq, a predicted model, not a curated record
UUUGAUUUUAGACCCAACAAAACCAAACUUCCCCAUCACAAAAGUUCAUAGCUUUAUUCCACAAUGGAACUAGAAGAAGCAGAUUCAUUGCUCACUUCACUGAAACUACAACACCAGCAAGAACAAAUAGAGAGGCUUAUUGUUGUGAGUGGUCCUUGCAAGGUGGUUGAGUAUUUGCAGCCUGUAAUGUCAAAGGAGCUUCUCUGCAAGUUCCCAGACAACUCUGCCUUCGAUUUCGACUACACGCAGAGCUCGAUAUGGUCUCCGCUGGUCCCCCGGGCUUACGCUCCGAUGGAUUUGGACUUGGAUUUCGAUUUCAUGACCCCGAAAAGGCUCGCAUUUGAUCAAGUGGAGUCGGAGCCCAACAAUCAAACUAGUAGCAUCAAGAAAGUGGGUUCUAGUGGUAAGAAAAAGAUGUGCACUGCUGGGUUUAAUCUUAACUUGAGUGCAUUGAAGAGGAAGAAGUGGAAAGGCAAGAAGAACAAGAUGGCAUUGGUGCCUGAAUUUUCUCCAACUCCUGUUAACGGUAAUUGUUACCCCAUUGCCUCAAAGGUAUGGAAUAAGGUUCUCAAAGCUGCCUCUAAGCACUUCAAGAAGAAGAAGAGAGAUCCAAUGGCCCAUGUAAGGCUCUCCAAUUAUUUCAAAGAGGGAAAUAUCUGAAGCCCUUCCACUUCCACUCAUAUGUAAUUCUUUAUUGUUUCAUUCCUUAAUUUAUUUAACUAUUUAUCUCUGUUGCCUGCAUUUUAAUAAUAUAAACAUAACUUAGUACUUGGUAUAAAUGUCUGAUCUCUA